Pelobates fuscus (common spadefoot toad) is the source of this 2806-nucleotide messenger RNA. It is a transcript of the gene SLC5A11, whose product is annotated as solute carrier family 5 member 11. Gene Ontology annotation, biological process: transmembrane transport. NCBI's taxonomy places the organism in Eukaryota, Metazoa, Chordata, Amphibia, Anura, Pelobatidae. Bases 244 to 2271 code for a protein of 675 amino acids. The transcript has 16 exons. Gene Ontology annotation, cellular component: plasma membrane. Gene Ontology annotation, molecular function: D-glucose:sodium symporter activity. The record is from RefSeq and is a predicted model, not a curated record.
AGCGCUGGGACACAGCUAGGGAAGUACACGAUAUCCACAUGUAUCGCCUUUCUUACAGUUUAACCAAGGCUCAUACUUUGGAGUUUGACCCAUGAUGUAGAAAUUGAUCUCAGCCUCAAACCACAGACCCUGCGUUAAUAAUUUGGCUAUCUCUGUGCUGCUGGGAGACGAGCAGGAUUUAAGAACUGGAUAUCUCUCAUCCAAGAUCUUGGAACAUCAUUAGUUGGACAGAGACUGGAAGACAUGGAAACCAGCAGCGAGACUCCGUCCCAAAGCACGCCGACCACAGGUGCUUUUAGAACCAAGUCUCUGGAAGUGGCUGACAUUGUGGUCCUGGUUUUGUACUUUGUCUUCGUACUGGUAGUGGGAUUAUGGUCCAUGUGGCGCACUAAAAGAAACACUGUGACGGGUUACUUCCUGGCCGGGAAAAGCAUGGUAUGGUGGCCUGUUGGAGCCUCGUUGUUUUCCAGUAACGUUGGGAGCGGACACUUUAUUGGCUUGGCCGGUUCAGGAGCAGCGUCUGGGAUUGCAGUCACUGCCUACGAAUGGAAUGGCUUGUUCUGCGUCCUUGCUUUGGCCUGGUUCUUUUUACCUAUAUACAUAUCAGCUGGGGUCACUACAAUGCCGGAAUAUUUACAGAAACGAUUCGGUGGGAAAAGGAUCCAGAUCUUCCUGUCCAUCUUAUACCUGUUUAUCUACAUUUUUACCAAAAUCUCUGUGGAUAUCUAUGCGGGAGCCCUGUUUAUCCAGCAGGCGCUGCAGUGGGAUCUGUACGUUGCUGUGUGUGGAUUACUUGCAAUCACUGCCAUCUAUACCGUUGCUGGUGGGUUGGCAGCGGUUAUUUACACGGACACUCUGCAGACGGUGAUCAUGAUUCUGGGCGCUUUUAUUCUCAUGGGUUACAGUUUUGUCGAGAUAGGAGGUUACGAGGCUUUGACAGAGAAGUAUUUUAAUGCGAUUCCAAAAACCAACUUAGGGAAUAGCAGUUGUGGUCUUCCGAGAGAGGAUGCCUUCCAUAUAUUCAGAGAUCCCAUCACAUCAGACCUUCCGUGGCCCGGUGUUUUGGUGGGAAUGACCAUUCCGUCUCUCUGGUACUGGUGCACUGACCAAGUCAUUGUGCAGAGAUCACUUUCUGCUAAAAAUCUGUCCCAUGCUAAAGGUGGCUCUCUAUUGGCUGCUUUUCUGAAGGUCUUGCCCCUCUUCGUGAUGGUUCUACCUGGAAUGAUAAGCAGAGUUCUGUUCACAGAUCAGGUGGCCUGUGCAGAUCCCGUGAUUUGCAAGCAGAUUUGUGGAAAUCCCUCAGGGUGCUCAGAUAUUGCCUACCCUAAAUUGGUCAUUGAAUUACUACCAACUGGAUUAAGAGGUCUUAUGAUGUCAGUUAUGAUUGCUGCUCUCAUGUCUUCACUGACUUCCAUUUUUAAUAGUGCCAGUACCAUCUUCACCAUGGACCUCUGGCGCCACAUUCGUCCACGCGCUUUGGAGUGGGAGCUCAUGAUAGUGGGGAGGGUCUUUGUCUUGGUUCUGGUGGUUGUGUCGAUAUUAUGGAUCCCCUUGGUUCAGGCCAGUCAAGGUGGACAACUGUUUAUUUACAUUCAAUCCAUCAGUUCGUACCUCCAGCCUCCGGUGGCCGUGGUCUUCAUGGCUGGCUGCUUUUGGAAGAGAACUAAUGAAAAGGGUGCCUUCUGGGGAAUGACAGCAGGUUUGGUUGUUGGAGUCACUCGAAUGGUGCUAGAUUUUAUUUAUGUUGCACCCCAAUGUGAUCAGCCUGACACUCGGCCGGGAGUAGUGAAAUACGUUCAUUAUUUAUACCUCUCCAUGAUCCUCGGAGCGCUGACGCUAAUAACCGUGGUAGUGGUUAGCUUGUUUACAGAACCUCCUUCCAAAGAGAAUGUCAGCCGGCUGACAUGGUUCACGAGGUUCGACGCGGGAGUGGAAAGUCUUGAGCAAGUAACGGAGGAGAAGAACUUGCAGAAUGGAGUUAGCUCUCUAGAAAGCAUUCCAGAGAAGAUCGAAAGUACAAGUUCCAGAGAAGUACUUAGUGAAAAUGCAACAGACGAACACUCCUCCUUUUUGUCACGUUUGAAGAAGGCCACUCUCUGGUUAUGUGGGAUGGACAGACGUGAAGAAGACGGACUUAGCCCUGCCGCUCCUCCACCUCUAGAACCAGCUGACAAGUUAUUAUACGAGCGUCCCGUGAUAAGGCACAUUUUAAAUAGCAGCGUGAUCAUCUGUAUAAGUGGCGCUGUUUUUCUGUGGGCUUAUUUUGCUUAAAAAAAACCCAAAAAAACUGGACUUUUGGUCUUGCAAAUUAUUUAACCUUUCACGAUGGUUUCCCCACUCUUUGUUGGUGAACGGUUUAUAUAUUUAUGGCAGUCCAAGUGACAAAUUUUAAAAUAAGUAAAAAUAUUCAUGUAAACGUUAUUAAGUAGCGUUAAAAGCCAGCAAAAGUACUGCACUAGCAGGUAAAUGGACAUAUUUUACCUACACCGAUACUGCAGGCAGUAAUAUUGCAGUACGGGCUGAUUAACAAAUUGUCCCUUUAAGAGGGAUAUUUGAUUAUCUAUCAAGUCCUUUGUUGUUCUGUAUUUAUUUGAGAUUUUAUAGUUUUCGUUGUCUCAUUCCAUUCCUGCGUAGAUCACGGAGAGGGCGGUCUGCUUUUGUGAUAGUAUUAUGUGUCAUCUAAUCAGAGAGACAAAUCAUUUAUCAUGGGUUGCCAUAAUUACUGGAGCAUUGUGUAUUAAAGGAAAUAUUGCUACAGUUCCAGUCAUGGUAAAUUCUGUUCCUUGUCAAGUUUAAUGCAUAGAAC